This is a messenger RNA of Cuscuta europaea, 1772 nucleotides long. Lineage: Eukaryota; Viridiplantae; Streptophyta; Magnoliopsida; Solanales; Convolvulaceae. The record is from the annotation of a GenBank genome assembly.
CUCCUUUUCAUAAUUGUACUUGUAUAUAUAUACUCCGUAUUUAAUAAUUCUCCCAAGAAACCUUUCCGCCGAGUUUCGUCCUGCCGCCACCGCCGCCACCGCCGCAGGCACGUGACGAUGGGCGGCAAACUACUCCCGCAGUCGCCGCCGUCCGGCGUAAAAUUAGGGCGAACCAGCAGUAGCGAUGGCGGCGGGAGUGGAAACAUCAUUCUCAACAAGUACCAGCUUGGCCCGCUUUUAGGCCGCGGCAGCUUUGCGAAGGUCUACCAGGCCCGCUGCCUGGAAGACGACUCCACGGUGGCGGUCAAAGUCAUCGACAAGGGCACCACCGUUAACCCCUCGAUCGAGCCGCUGAUGAUCCGAGAGAUCUCCGCCAUGCGGCGGCUGAAAGACCACCCGAACAUCCUGAAAUUGCACGAAGUCAUGGCGACCAAGACCAAGAUCUACCUCGUCAUGGAGCUCGCUCACGGCGGCGAGCUCUUCACGAAGCUCUCCAAGCGCGGCCGCUUCUCCCUCGCCACCGCCAGGUAUUAUUUCCACCAGCUAGUUUUCGCCCUACACUUCUGCCACCAGAACGGCAUCACCCACCGCGACAUCAAACCUCAGAAUCUCCUCCUAGACAAGGACGACAAGCUGAAGAUAUCCGAUUUCGGGCUCUCGGCCUUGCCGGAGCAGAUCCAGGACGGUCUCCUCCACACUGCGUGCGGUACUCCGGCCUACACCGCCCCGGAGGUGAUGAUUAGGAAAGGUUAUGACGGCGCAAAGGCGGACGCUUGGUCUUGCGGAGUCAUCCUCUUUGCUUUUCUCUCUGGACGCCUUCCAUUUGACGAUGGCAAUAUAGCGAACAUGUACCGUGCAAUGCGUAGCCGGGCAUUUCAGUUCCCGGAGUGGAUUUCAAAGCCUUCCCGGAACAUAAUCUACCGUCUUCUUGAUCCUAAUCCUGAAACAAGAUUAAGCCUUGACGGUUUAAUGAGGCUUCCUUGGUUCAAGAAGUCAUCAUCCCAAUUAGAUUUGAGGGAGGAAGAACAAAAAUUCCAGGAUGAGCAGGGUUGUACAAAACACUUGAGCAUGAUGAAUGCUUUCGAUAUAAUAUCAAUGUCUUCUGGGUUGGAUUUAUCUGGGUUCUUCCAGGUGGGAACGAACAAGAAAGAUAUGCGUUUCACCACAAAUGCUACAGAUGUGGGAGAGGUUGAGGAGAAGGUAAGGAAAAUCGGGGGUGAGGCUGGGUAUAGGUCGGAGAGGGGAAAAGAAGGGAUGAUUAGGUUGGUGAAAGAAAGAGUAACCUUGGUAGUUGAAAUUAUUAAAGUGGCGGGAGAGCUAUGGUGGGUGGAGAUGAAGGUCGUUAAUGGAGAAGCAGAAUUGGAUGAGAAGCGGUGGGAGGAAUUGAGAGUUGGGUUGAAAGAUUUAUGCUGUUUCAUGGUAGAAUGAUCAUGCAUUUCAUUAAUGUGGAACGGGAGGAAAAUGGUGGUGGUUUGAGCUGAAUUUGUACCGGAAAAGAUGGAAGGAAGCUCUGUUCCAAAUGUCAGCACUUCUAGUGAAGGUAGAAGAGUAUAGAGAGAACUCUGUUCUUGUAAAUGGUAGUUUUUCUUUUGUAUUUUAUUAUUUAUUAAUUAAUUAAUUUGUCAUCACAGAGACUACUAUAGGUUUAUAUAUACAUCAUCACUUCAUUUGAAUGCCAUUCAUCCUUAUACACUCCCUAAUCCCUAAUUCAGAGCUAGUAUGCUUUUGUAGUCUUAAUACACUCACUGAUACAAAAAUAGAGAAAUGUUUUU